Pelmatolapia mariae (spotted tilapia) is the source of this 837-nucleotide messenger RNA. It is a transcript of the gene mnd1, whose product is annotated as meiotic nuclear divisions 1 homolog (S. cerevisiae). Lineage: Eukaryota; Metazoa; Chordata; Actinopteri; Cichliformes; Cichlidae. Gene Ontology annotation, biological process: reciprocal meiotic recombination. The coding region runs from base 87 to 704 and encodes 205 amino acids. Gene Ontology annotation, molecular function: double-stranded DNA binding. Gene Ontology annotation, cellular component: nucleus. The transcript has 8 exons. The record is from RefSeq and is a predicted model, not a curated record.
UAAAAACUUUACAACAGCCUCGUGUUACCCUCAGGUGGCUAAAACGUUAAUUUUAGUGGUCGUUGUUGGUGAGCUCUACAUCGAAAAUGUCAAAGAAGAAAGGACUAAGUCUGGAGGAGAAGAGAACUCGCAUGAUGGAGAUUUUCUUUGAAUCUAAAGAUGUGUUUCAGCUGAAAGACAUUGAGAAGAUUGCCCCAAAGUCAAAAGGCAUAGCUCCCAUGACUGUGAAGGAAGUGCUGCAGAGCCUUGUCGAUGACAACAUGGUGGACUGUGAGAGAGUAGGUACAUCCAACUAUUACUGGGCCUUUCCCAGUAAAGCCUUACAUGCUCGCAACCACAAACUGGAGGAGCUGCAAAAACAGAUUUCUGAGGCAAAGCAGCGGAAAGCAUCCCUAGAGAAAGCGGUCGAAAAAGCGAAAGUGGGGCGCCAGGAUACAAAGGAAAGAAGUUCUCUGCUGAAGGAGCUGCAGGCUCUGAGAGAGGAGCGCACACAGCUGCAGGCCGAGCUGGAGAAGUACAGAGAGUGUGACCCUGAGGUCGUCGAGGAGAUGAAAAAAUCAAAUGUUAUAGCAAAAGAAGCUGUUUCCAGAUGGACAGACAAUGUUUUCGCCAUAAAGUCCUGGACAAAGAAGAAGUUUGCCUUUGAUAACAGCCGCAUUGAUAAAGCCUUUGGUAUCCCGGAGGACUUCGACUACAUGGACUGACUGCCAGCUUGUCAUGGACGCAGCGAUGGAGUAAUGUGUUUCGGUCUCUGACACCUACCUACCUGGUCUCUGCAUUUCUAAUUUCUGUGCUGUGUGUUUCAGUGAAAAUAAAAGCACCAGACGCUCCACUCGC